CUCUCCUGCUCUGUGUUAAUGAAGUAUUGUACGCGUCCACUGAGCAGGAAACGCGGGCCCGGCUGUUGCAGAGCGUCUUUUUCAGCAAUAUUUCUGACCGGGUUUGUUUGGUUUUAAGAUGUCUAACUGGGUGAAGGUUACUCGAGGUCAGGGCCACAAGCCGGCUGCAAGUGCAGGGAACCGCCAUGGUCCUGGGAAGAUUCCAUUCCUAUUGAAUAGCAUCAAGCCCUACAAACCCUACAGAAUGAGCCCAUAUCCAGUGCGAGAUGAAAGGAAGGAUGCUUACAAUGACGACACACGCAAUUUUGAAGAGUUACUGGACCAACAGUAUGACUGUUCAUCUAGGACUGAGGACUACUAUGAAAGAUACCAGUGCUCCCAGAAUGCACCCAGCAAGAAUUACACUCAGGCUGACAGGCGCAGCUCAUUCUAUCAGCAAUUCUACAAACAGAUUCAGGACGAGUAUGACAAACAGAGGCCAGCGGACUGUGUCAUUUUGUCUGUGACGAAGCAACAAACGGAUUAUGCAAAAUCGAUAGGCCACCGUUUGCAGAAGCGAGGCCUUGUGGUGGAAAUGAUAUACCUGCACUCGGAAUCAGGUCUCACCCGCGCCCUUCAGGAUGUCCGAAAUGACGGUUCCCCCUUUUGUAUUCUCGUCGAGCACUCAAAUGUAGCGCUUUCCUCUUGCACCGUAAUCAUAUUUUACGAGUCUCUCAAAAUUCAUCGCAACAUGCCCUCGGAGCGCGCCAUGGACUUUGUGGCUGCGGAGCACGGGUGCGUGCAGGCUGAGCGCUCGGAGAAGGAGCGUGAGGAAAUCUCCGUGAAGGCAGCGGAUCUAGCGGACGACUAUCUGGAGCGUGAGAACUGCGACAAGCACAGCCUUCCCCUGAGCACUCGCCACCUCCUCUUCCUGAUGAGCGAAGGGAAGCACUUGUACCUGGAAGAGCUGAACACCAUCGAGGAGUACGUGAGGACGAGGAAAGAGGAACUCGAAGCUGUGCCAACAGAAAGUGAUAAUGGAUUCAACCCUGGAAUGAGGAAACCAGCUCUCGGCAGCCUGAGCAAACCACCUCCCCUUCUCCCGACGCCCGGUAGACCACCGCUCCUGGAGCACCCCUCCCAUUCCCAGGCAAAGCCAGUCCUUCUGGGGGACCGAGCACUGGGACCCUUGCUCCCAACCCCAGGUUCAUACCCCAAAUCCAAGCCCCCACCCCUGCUGUCUAUGCACUCGCGACCCACCCACGGCCACGGCCCCUUAGCACCCUCAAAGCGUCUCUUACUGGGCGAUAAACCCGGCCUUCUGCCUACCCCAGGUGGUCCAUCCAGACCCAAUCCGCAGCGCCGUAACCAAUAGUAGAAGCACAUACACCUGGAAAUUGCCAAAAUCAUCACUGCUGCAGUGGAAGCAAAGUGUUACAAAAGUGUCACAAUUGCGCAGUACUUGUACAUUCCAGGCUCGAUGGAAUCGUUGCAAUCCUUUUGUUACAGUGGAGGCCCCUUUUUAGUCUUCUUUAAUAGUGUUGACAGUGUUUGUUCAUUAGAAGUGUAACUGGUUUUUAUUUUUUGUAUUGCUAUUUACUUUGUCCUGGAUUUCUUUUUUUUAAUUUUUUUUUAAUCACACUUGUGUAAAAACACUAUUUUCCUCCUGCCUUUGGUUUAGUAAAACAAGCCUGUUUUCACAGAGCAUACAAAAAAUGUGUAUUCUGGGAUCUGCCCUUUUCUACAACAAAAAGGCAGAGAAUCCAAGUUGAAAUGGCAGCUCGCUGAAUAUUCUGUAGGACAAGUUGUAAAAUGGAUCUUCGUGAAGCAUGUAUUGAAGUUGGGGCUUCAAGUUCACAGAACCAGAUUUCAUGGAGAAGUCUGGGUGAAAAUGCAUUUUUGUUGAGGUUUUUUAACGGUGCGGUUCACUGGUUGUCUUUGAUUGGUGAGGUGCUUGUGGGUCUUUCAGACCUCCUAACUAGUUCCAUCUGAUUAUAUAAAGCACUCCUCCAUGCAUAAAAAUAACAAAAGGGGGGGAGACCUAAUUUUUAGGUGUUGGUUCUAUAAAAAGCCAUGUGUCUUAACACCCAUAGUCUUCCCCCAGACCUAAUUUUCAAUGCAUAGGUUUAAUGUAUAGUUUGCAAAGUUAACUAGUUCUGUGUGGCCAGAAGGGGGUGUAGUUUUUCAAAAUUUCAGUGACAACCACCACCUUUUCAAGUAACACUAUUCAUUGUAAAUUCAAAUUUCAAUGGAAGGAAACAAAUACUAGAGAGGAUUGAGAAGAUAACAAAUGAAAUAUCUCUAUAAUAAUCUGUAAUUUAACACUUCUGUAACCCCAGAUUUCACAAAGGUGCCAGGAACUCAAACAUAUUCUCAUAUAAAUUGUAUGAAUUUUCCUGCAGUUUAAAGUUUUUAAUUGCUUUUUGCUGUUCUUAUACAACAGACUGGUGAAUGUAUUCCCCAUCACAGUAACACACAUUUACACACGACUUACAAAGACACCGUACUGCACUUGGUACACUUCAGUCUGGGCAUCUCUUAUAAAUAAUGAUUAAUACAGAACACCUAUAUGUUUUGUUAUAAGAGGUGUUUAUGGACAAGGGGUUAUUCCAAAAGGAGGAGAAUCCUGUCUCCUGUGAUCCUGGUGGAGCAGUGUCCAACUCAGAAAACAGCACAGGGAUUCAAAUUUUCAAACAAAAAUAGAAAACGCCACUAAAGCAUUUGUUAAUGAAAACAAAAAUUCAUAUGUGGUUUACAUUUGUAAAUUAAACUUUCUCUUUCUGGGAAAAUCCCUAAUUCCUACCUUAAUCCUGUGCUAAUUUCAGCCUUUCCUAACAUAUCCUCUGCAACGAAAGAGUUUUACUUGAAUUAAUUUGCAUCUGACCAGAGAUUAGCACUAAUAAUUGCUCCCAGGCUCGAGAAUGUCAGGGUCUUCUGAAUGUUAAGGGCAAGAAAAGAUUUGUCUCCCCAUUAUAUCUGUGACAAGCCCUACCUAAGUAUGUCACACUUUAUAACACGUCACUCAGUAAUUCAGAUGCAGUUACUUGUGAACCAACAUGUCUGACUGAAUUCAGACUGAAUGAAUUUGAAAGAAGACAUCAAUGCGGUUCAUGAAACGGUCCACGCUUGCUUACAUUGGUAACACUUCUAAAUAAGUGACUGCUAAUGCAUAAUGAUGCAUUGGUGUUCGGUUUAGGGUUUAAAAUAAGACAUGUUUAAAAAAACCACUAAAGGAAUUUUGUAACUAGAGGUCAACAUUGUCAACUCCUUUAAGUAUUUAAAAAACCUCUCCCCUAAACCUUCUGGUAUGCAACAAUACAGCUUCUGAUACGCGAACCAACGUAAUAUUGGUAUGCAAUAAUACAGCUUCAAGUAUGCAGUAAUACAGCUUCUGGUAUGCAGUAAUACAGCUGUAUUAUUGACCCUUAAAGCAUUUAUUGUCAUUACUGAUUCAAACUGGAGCAAAAAGCUUAAUACAUCAGUCAGCUUUAUUUAAAUAGAUGUUACGCCUGACAUUUACAAGAAAAAAAAGCUUUUGAAAGUGCUGUGCAUGUAUUUAAUGUUAAAAGUUUCACUGAGGUAAGCUGCCCAAUUACACAAAGUGUUCCAUUAGCUCCUAGGUGACAAGCGCAUUGUGGUUUGUACAGUGGUAUACCUUACUGAUGCUGGAUCUCCUAGAAUUGAUCUGCAGCUGUGGAGAACUCAUCAGGAUACUGUGUAGUAAGGGCUGCUUCUGCUUGUGCUGCAUUUAUUCAACAACCCUUUUAAAAAACUGAAAACUGAAACACAAAAUGUAAAGGCAUGUCUAAAGGCCUUGUCUAUCAUUUCAAUGCAUUCAUCAGAAGUGGCCUUAAUGUACAAUCCAUGUUGAAUAUUCCAAUGGUUUUUUUUUCUGUUGAUACUCCUUUGAAUAAUGUACAAUCCAUGUUGAAUAUUCCAAUGGUUUUCUGUUGAUACUCCUUUGAAUAAUGUACAAUCCAUGUUGAAUAUUCCAAUGGUUUUCUGUUGAUACUUCUUUGAAUAAUGUACAAUCCAUGUUGAAUAUUCCAAUGGUUUUAUGUUGAUACUCCUUUGAAUAAUGGCUGUGAAAUAACACUGAAGAGAAGUUCCAUAGGCGGCACACUGGCUUAGCUGAUGAAGACUUUAUGUAUUUUUAGUGUCAAUAUAGUACAAAUAUCAGACUAUUCAAACAAUGGGUGCAAUCUGUGGCAAAAACAACAAUAUUCGUAUUUGUUCAUAUAACAUAUUUUUUUUAUAAAUUGCUGGAUUAAAAAGAUAUCAUGCAAACAAAAGCAAUGCAUGAAUGGCAUCUAACAUAAAUAAAUGAGCCACAUUCUACUGUGCA
This is a messenger RNA of Polyodon spathula (Mississippi paddlefish), 4324 nucleotides long. RefSeq names its product nuclear receptor coactivator 5-like. Lineage: Eukaryota; Metazoa; Chordata; Actinopteri; Acipenseriformes; Polyodontidae. The transcript is spliced from 11 exons. The coding region runs from base 119 to 1354 and encodes 411 amino acids. The record is from RefSeq and is a predicted model, not a curated record.